AUGUCAGACGCUAAUGAGGGUAUAGAUAAUCUUUUAUUAUUAGUUACACAGCGAUCCGGGUGCAUAGAGAACCUUUUAGAGAACUUCUUUUCUUUCCUGGCCCGGAAAACGGACUUUUACAGACCUCCAGACAAGAGUAACGAAAUAUCGCUCGACCAUUGCACAAAUUUGGUCUCGUAUUACUGUAGAAAUGUAGGAAUGAGGUACGCUGAACUAAUUUCCAAGAAUUCCAAAAAGGUGGCGGGAGCCCAGCCGAGUGAUAAUAAAAACACGCUCCCAUCCUCAACUGAACUUUUGGCAUCGUCUUCUCCGCAAGACUCUGGAAAACAUCCCGAGUUGGCCAAAGAUACUAACAAACGCGAGGAUUCCACCGAAUCUGGCAGAUCUGAUCGAAAGAUCGCGGAAAAACCACACGAAACUGAGUCGAAAGGAUCAAAUAAAAAUAUGGGUUCGGAUAAAACUGGUACGGUUACGAAAAGUGAGGUAGUAAGCGGCACACAGAAAGUGGAGAGGUCUGAGGACUCUGAGGAUGACUCACCGCCUCCACCUGGGAACGGCGGCAAAACACAAUGGUAUGAAUGGACUCAGACCUUAAGCUCUUUGGAAGUUAUGGUUACAGUUCCAGAAGGCACAGUUUGUAAAAACGUCAAGGUAGAAAUAGGAACGAACACUUUGAACGUGAAAGUGAACAAUAGACUGCUAUUUGGAGGCGAAUUGUAUGAUUCCGUAAAGAGUGAUGAGUCAGUAUGGGCACUGGUGGACAACAAAAUGCUCCAAAUCUCACUUGAAAAAAGAAAUCAGAUGGGUUGGUGGGCGACGGUGGUAAAGGGUCACCCUGAGAUCGAUGUUAAAAAGAUAGUUCCAGAGAAUAGUAAACUGAGUGACUUGGAUUCUGAAACCAGGAGCACUGUUGAGAAGAUGAUGUUCGAUCAGCGUCAAAAGGCUGCCGGGUUACCAACUAGCAGUCAGAGAUCACAAUACGAGGCGCUUGAGAAGUUUAAAAAGGCACAUCCGGAACUGGACUUUUCAAAAGCUCAAAUAAACUUUUCGUAA
Molecule: messenger RNA, 1053 nt
Organism: Theileria orientalis strain Shintoku
Lineage: Eukaryota; Apicomplexa; Aconoidasida; Piroplasmida; Theileriidae
Exons: 4
Coding region: 1-1053 (350 amino acids)
Biological process (GO): protein folding
Cellular component (GO): cytoplasm
Source: RefSeq, a predicted model, not a curated record